Molecule: messenger RNA, 1863 nt
Organism: Eufriesea mexicana
Lineage: Eukaryota; Metazoa; Arthropoda; Insecta; Hymenoptera; Apidae
Product: acyl-CoA dehydrogenase family member 9, mitochondrial
Exons: 1
Coding region: 1-1863 (620 amino acids)
Molecular function (GO): flavin adenine dinucleotide binding; acyl-CoA dehydrogenase activity
Source: RefSeq, a predicted model, not a curated record
AUGUUUUCACAGAAGUUGGUAAAUAUUAAAAUUUUAAGUGUAAAACCCAAUUUUUUAUUAAGAAGAUACGUAAAAGAAAAUGCAGUAACAAAAAUUAAAAAGACAAAUCUUGGAUUUGACCCUUUACCAAAGAAGAAACCACAAAGAGAGUCUUAUUUAAAAUCUUUGAUCCUAGGAAAUGUUGAUAAAGAAGUUUUUACUUAUCCUGAAGAAUUACCAGGUAGAUAUGAGAAUUAUGUUAAAUGGUUGCAACCAAUUGAAUAUUAUAUAUUGAGUUGUAUUAACAAAAAUCUGGAUAAAAAUGAGGUAUUACUCCAGCUUAGAGAACUUAAUUUAUUUCAAGCAUACAUAAAUGAAGAAAAUUUUGGUAUAACUUUAUCUGAAAUAGAAUCAAUGAAAUUAAUAGAGACUGUUAGUAAUUUACCUUGGUUGGGUACAUAUAUGGUAAAAAAUCAUAUAUUGCCAAUUCAAAUUAUUUCUAAAUAUGGAUCAAAGAGUCAGAAACUUGAAUAUUAUUCAAAAAUUAUGAAUGGUGAAUUAAUCCCUUCAAUAUGUAUAUAUGAAGAUAGUUAUGGAACAAAUGUGAAUAAUUUUGAAACUUAUGUUGUAAAAAAUACAGAAGAUUCAUGGUUAUUAAAUGGUAAAAAACAAUAUGUUGUUAAUGGAUUAAAUUCUAAUCUAUUUUUAGUGUAUGCAAAACAUAAAUUGCCUAACAUGAAACAGACCACGACAGAUUCAUUCUCUUUAUUCCUAGUUGAAAAAGAUUUUGGGAAUGUUGCUUGUACAGAUGUGUAUGAUACAAUUGAUGAACGUGAAACACCUAUCUGUACAAUCAGUUUUACAGAUACAGUAGUUCCUAAUAAAAAUAUGAUAGGUUCACCUGGUUCUGCAUUUAAGUCAUUAAUGGAAUCUUUGAAACCUGGGACACAAAACGUAACAGGCCGAGCAAUUAGUAUUUUAAGAAAUUUUAUGAUGCAGUUAGUACCAGACAUUACACAAAUGAGACACUAUGAUAGAGAUUUUUAUCAAUUUGAUAUUGUUAAACAAAUUAUAGCUGAAAUGACAAUUACUUUAUAUACUAUGGAAAGUAUGGCAUAUCUUACAACUGGAAUGAUAGAUCAAUAUGAAAAUAUAGAUGCUGACCUAGAGAAAAUUAUUACUGAAACAUAUUGUGCAAAUAGUUGUUUGAAAUGUAUUCAAAAAGGAUUACAAUUAGUGGGUGUACAUGGUUAUGUGAAUAAUAAAUCUUAUAUACAAGCAUUUCAUGAUGCCAUAGCUUUAACAACAUUGGAUACAAAUAAUAUAGAUGCUAGUACAUAUGUAGGAGCAAGUAUGUUACAAUAUAUUGGAAAAACGGUACAUGAUCAUGUAUACAAGAAAAGAAAUUAUUUACUAUUUCCUGCAUAUAAUAUAUUUGAUACAUUAUUUACAAAAGCCACUAGAAAAUUAAAUAUUCAAAGUUAUGUCCACCCAUCGUUAAAUGUAGCUGCUGUACAUUUAGAAGAGAUUAUAGGAAAAGUUAAAGAAGGUAUGUCAUUAUUACUUGAAAAUAGUGGAUCACAAAUUACAGAACAAUAUGCAGAUUUAAAACAGGUAGCUGUGUUGUUAACUGAAUUAUAUGCACUAUAUGCAAAUAUAUUGCGUGCAUCAAGAUCUUAUAGUAUUGGUGUUCGAAAUGCAGAUCUUGAAAAAGACUUUGUAACUAAAGUAACAACUCGAUCAUAUUACAAGAUAUGUACAGUUAUAAAUAAUAUAGAAAUUGCUCCAAUGUUUAACAACUACACCUACUACUCAGAUGUAAUGGAUACUGUAUAUGGAAAGAAGAAAUAUCCUAUGGAGCACCCUUUGACUAGAACAUUUUAA